This is a messenger RNA of Numida meleagris (helmeted guineafowl), 1280 nucleotides long. RefSeq names its product Sp6 transcription factor (gene SP6). Gene Ontology annotation, molecular function: RNA polymerase II cis-regulatory region sequence-specific DNA binding; DNA-binding transcription factor activity, RNA polymerase II-specific. Gene Ontology annotation, biological process: regulation of transcription by RNA polymerase II. Bases 204 to 1280 code for a protein of 358 amino acids. Lineage: Eukaryota; Metazoa; Chordata; Aves; Galliformes; Numididae. The transcript is spliced from 2 exons. The record is from RefSeq and is a predicted model, not a curated record.
GCCGGCGCGCGGCCGGGACCCACCAUUCCUGCUCGCCCGGCCCAGUCGGUGCCCGGUCCCUGGGGAACCGCGCGGGUCCCUCGGGGGUCCCUCGGGAGCCAGAGCCGCCCGCCCGCCCCCGCCGAUGAGGACGGAGCCGCCGGGAGCUCGCUGCUGCCCUUAGACCCGUCUGUCUGCGCCUCCGCCCGCGCCGCCGUCCGGCAAUGCUCACGGCUGUCUGCGGCUCUCUUGGGAACCAGUCCUCGGACGCGCCCCGCGCCUCGCCGACCCCUCUGGACCUGCAGCCGCUGCAGCCCUUCCAGCCCCCCCCGCCGGGCGCCGCCGACUUCGCCUCCCCGCUGCCCCCCCCGGAGCUGCCGCUGCCGGGCCCCGACGUCGCCUUCGCCGCCCCCGGCGCCUACGACCCCCAUGGCCCCCCGCGGAUAGAGCUGCCCCCCGACGGCCCCGCCGCCCCCGGUUCCUACGCCAAGCUGCUGCAGGCGGCCCCCCCGGACAUGGCGCACCCCUACGAGCCCUGGUUUCGGCCCCCCCACCCCGCUCCCUCCGGCGAGGAGGGGGGGGUCAACUGGUGGGACCUCCACGCCGGGGCCAGUUGGAUGGAGCUGCCCCACGCGCAGGGAGGGCUCCAGGUGCCCGCGCCCCCCGGCCUGCAGCCGCCGCUGGGGGGGUACGGAGGGGGCGAAGCGCAGCUCUGCGCUCCCCCCGCCCACCUGCUGCCCCCCGCCCAGCACCUACUGGGCCCGGAGGGGGCGAAGGCGUUGGAGGGGCCCCCCCAGCCCGAAGCGGAGGGGGGCGGGCGGGCCAAGGGGGGCCGCCGGGCGGUGCCGCGGGGCGGGGGGCAGGCGGCGUGCCGCUGCCCCAACUGCCAGGAGGCGGAGAGGGGGGGGCCGUGCCCCGAGGGCUCCAAGCGCAAACACCUGCACAACUGCCACAUCCCGGGCUGCGGGAAGGCGUACGCCAAGACCUCGCACCUGAAGGCGCACCUGCGUUGGCACAGCGGCGACCGCCCCUUCGUCUGCAACUGGCUGUUCUGCGGGAAGCGCUUCACCCGCUCCGACGAGCUGCAGCGGCACCUCCAGACCCACACGGGCACCAAGAAGUUCACCUGCCCCGUCUGCGGCCGCGUCUUCAUGCGCAGCGACCACCUGAGCAAGCACAUGAAGACCCACGACGGCGGCAAGGAGGGCGGCGAGCCCGACGCCAAGGGGAGCAGCGAGCCGCCGGGGGGGAAGGGGGGCAAGCGGGAGCCCGAGGGGGGCACGGCCGCCCCUACAAACUGA